AUGAUUAUGAGCCCAGAUAGAACUAAUCCAGUAUCAUUUGAGAAUCUUAAACUAUCUCCAGAACUUUGGGUUGAGAAACUAAGUUAUGAUCAGCUCUAAGAUGAUUGGAAGUAUCUCUACUUAGUUAUCUAAGAGACAUUGAGAAUAGAACCACCAAUUAGAUCAUCUACUCCAAUGUAACUAAGUGAAACAAUGGAAUUGGGGAGUUAUACUGUAGAUAAGAAUACAUCAAUUGCUGUUAAUUUCUAUUUACUUCACAGAAACCCCAAGGAAUGGCAAGAACCAUCAAAAUUUAUUCCAGAAAGAUUUGAUCCUGAAAGUCCCUACUACCUAACCCCUGAUGGGAAAAAGAGAAAACAAUGCAGCUAUAGUCCAUUUUUGGGUGGUAGAAGAAUAUGCUUGGGGAAAACUUUUGCUGAGAAUAUUGCUAAAUGCGUCAUCCCUAUCAUUAUUUCAGAGCUAGAUAUCAAGUUUAAAAAAGACUACCAUUACGAAAAAAAGCCACCUAAGUACUAUUCCACUGAGAUUAAUGUUCCUAUUGUUUUAUCUGCUAUUUAAAAUGUCUGA
Stylonychia lemnae is the source of this 567-nucleotide messenger RNA. The record is from the annotation of a GenBank genome assembly. NCBI's taxonomy places the organism in Eukaryota, Ciliophora, Spirotrichea, Sporadotrichida, Oxytrichidae.